UGGAAAGGAAAUGGCCAUUACCCAGACUUUACCGAAUUCUUUUGUACGCACAGGACAAUUGUUUUAAAAUAUCUUUUCUCCCAUUAUUACAAUUCCAGUUAGCAGUUUUCUUCUCUACUUGCCGUAAGGAAGACUUCAGAAGCCAACCCGUAACCGAAAAACACUGGUUAAGCUCUCCAGGCAAAGUAGGCGUUUCUGCCGUUCUAGGGUUUUCUUCAAACCCGUUGCAAGGAAACCCACGUAAUUUUAAACAGUCCCAAUUUCGCUUUGGUUGCUUCAGGAUGAGCAUGACCCAAUUUGCAAUGGUUGAGGAGCUGGCGUUUCUUAUUAAGGAUAAUCUUCCUUGCAAGCAUCUUGUUCUCUCCAUGGAAGAAGCUUUGGUUAAUUUUCUUCAGGAUGACACAAGCACAGAUGGGAUCCUGGAACUGGAACCUAUGAAUCCAUACAACCGCCUUCUCCUGCAUCGCCUUGCGGAUAUUUUUGGGUUUGCCCAUGAAUCUGUUGGUGAAGGAGAUGAUCGCCAUCUAAUUUUGAAACGAUGUCCAGAGUCAUCAAUACCAGCCAUCCUUGUCAGUGAUAUUUUGUGGCAGUAUGAUGGUUAUCAUUCUUCAACAACAUCAUGCCAAUUACUGAGGCGUAAGGAGACGUUCCCAGCAUUGAAGACAAAGCCAGCUUCUCUUCAAUUGUCACUUGAGGAGAGAGAAGCAGCUUACCUGGCUGCUCGUGAACGAAUCUUUUCAGAAGAUGACAAUGAAAUAAAGCAAUCUGUCUCACAGAAGCCUCGAAAUGUUCCUGUGGUUGCUCGCAGGAUGAUUGCUCAUGCACUUGGCCAGAGGAUUGAUUUAUCCAAUGAUAAGACCACCCUCCUAGGAAGUAUAGAAAAUGAAAAGCAAACCGAGAAAUUCAAUGUUCAACAGACUAAAGUCCAUAAAAAUUCAAGGUUGGAAGCUUCUCAGGAGACCCAUUCCCAGUCCAACCAAUGUUUGACUACGAGUGGUACUAGGUUGUGUAGCGCACCAUUGGGCAGAUUCUCGACUAAUGAAGCAUCAGAGAAUGAAAAGGUAAUGCACAAACAGCCAGUCGUUAAACAAUCUGCUAGUGUUAGUGUGCCACAGACCGGAAACUCCGACAGAGUUGCUUGCCAGGAACAUAUUAAGCGGGAGCAUAUGGGAGCCGCCAGGAGGAUGUUUGCUCAUGCUUUGGGCCUGAACGCAACCAAGGAGAAUGAAGUGCAGCGUAACAAAGCCAAUUGAUAACAAGUAGUGGUUGAAAUUAUUUGAACCUAAUGAUUGAUCUAUGCUUUCUCUUCUCAAUAUGCUCUCGAAGAGAGGAACCAAAUGCCUCGUUGACUUGAGAAGUGUGAAUAGUGCCUCAACUGUCCACUUACUUCAUGGAAUGGAAGGAUAGGAGAGUAAACCAGUUGUCAUCUUAGAUUUUUGGGGGUUUCUUACUCAUUUCAGCACUGUGAAAAGUGGAGAUGUAUAUGUUGCAUGGAAAUGUGAGUAUUGCAUUCUGUGAAAGUUAUCAAAAGUGAGCUGGUUGAGAGUUUGCAUGGAAAAGAUGUUCUUUCAACUGGAGUGGCUCGGAAAACUUUGAUGUUGUUGAACUGAAGAUUUGAGUGCUAAAUUGGACGAUUGAUGUUCUGGUGCUGCAUCUUGUAUCCAACCUGAGGUUCUCUUAAAUUCUGUUGGCUUCUUUUUGAUAAGGGACAUCUCAAAUCACAGAGCUGAACAGGGUCAAGUUUGUUCCUAUCAGUUGGGGGAAAUUGAUUCUUACAUGCUGCUUGUUUCUCUUUCACCACUGGUUGUUUCAGAUUAUACUUUUUUCAGUUUGCCAUGUUUAAGGUGAUGUAUUGGAGUCACAGUGGUUGUAGUCCUGGUAUGGGCAGGUAGAAGUAGAACUGAGUUAUGUGUUCAAGAGUCAGAAAAUUUCCAGUUUGUAUUAUGGAUAGGCAAGACCAGUCCUUGUUUUAAUUUUAGUUGAUAAAACUUAUGGUGAAGGAAGCAAUGUUUAUAGUUGAUUGUUUCAAAGUAAA
This is a messenger RNA of Macadamia integrifolia, 2035 nucleotides long. RefSeq lists its product as uncharacterized. The coding region runs from base 282 to 1253 and encodes 323 amino acids. The record is from RefSeq and is a predicted model, not a curated record. Gene Ontology annotation, molecular function: nucleic acid binding. Lineage: Eukaryota; Viridiplantae; Streptophyta; Magnoliopsida; Proteales; Proteaceae. The transcript has 6 exons.